Molecule: messenger RNA, 2982 nt
Organism: Elephantulus edwardii (Cape elephant shrew)
Lineage: Eukaryota; Metazoa; Chordata; Mammalia; Macroscelidea; Macroscelididae
Gene: ITGB8
Product: integrin, beta 8
Exons: 14
Coding region: 676-2982 (768 amino acids)
Biological process (GO): integrin-mediated signaling pathway; cell adhesion mediated by integrin; cell migration
Cellular component (GO): cell surface; integrin complex; focal adhesion
Molecular function (GO): integrin binding
Source: RefSeq, a predicted model, not a curated record
GAGCCGCCUUCCCGGCUGCUGGCAGGCACCCCGAGCUUCCUCGCUCGCCAGCCUAGACUCUGCCGCCUUGCCUUUGCCUGCGGCUCCGCUGACGAGGCUGCAAAGCUGCAAACUCGGUAGCGCUGGCCUCCCUGCCCACCUGUGGAAGAAGCUCGCGCUGACUGAUGCGCCAUCGACUUUUUCCCCUCUUCGGCCUCGCCAGCGUCCCCUCCCACAGAAGCAGCAUCACCCUGUGAAUAUACAUUAGGGUGGUUUUUCCCCCCUCCAGCUUCGGGCUUUGUUUGGGUUUGAUUGUGUUCGGCUCUGCGCCGAGCUGAUUUAUGCAGCAGAAGCCCCACCGGCUGAAAAGAAACAAAAGCUCUUUUCUUUGUCCGGGAGCGGGCUGCAGAGCCCUCGCUCGCGUCAUCCCCGCGGGGUUGCGGCCGUCGGAGGAGGUGCUGCUGGCCAAGGCGGUGGGAUCGGUGGUCCGAGCUGGGAGGGCCGUGGGGGCCCUGAGAUGCCGAGCGGUGCACAGCCUCGCGGACCUGCACCCGUAGCUCUGACCCGCGGGGUCCCCCUGCCAGACCUGCGAGAAACGUCCUAGCGAGACGCGGCCCCCGACGUGCGCCUGCGAGACGCCGAGCGCGCGCCCCGAAAGCAACACGGCGGCGGGCGCGUUGCGAGCGACUGUACAUUAUGUGCGGCUGGGCCCUGGCUUUUUUUACCGCUGCAUUUGUCUGCCUGCAAAACUGCCGGCGAGGUCCUCCUGCCCAGGCUCUCCGGGCGGCCUGGGUGCUUUCAGUUGUUCUUGGACUGAGCCAAAGUGAAAGCAAUAGAUGUGCGGAUUCAAAUGCAGCUUCUUGUGCCAAGUGCCUUGCUCUGGGUCCAGAAUGUGGAUGGUGUGCUCAAGAGGUUUUCAUUUCAGGUGGAUCAAGGAGUGAACGUUGUGAUACUGUUUCCAAUUUAAUAAGCAAAGGCUGCUCAUCUGAUUCAAUUGAAUAUCCAUCUGUGCAAGUAAUACCAAGAGGAAAUGAAAUUAAUAGCCAGGUGACACCAGGAGAAGUGUCCAUUCACCUACGUCCAGGGGCUGAAGCUAAUUUUAUGUUGAAGAUUCAUCCUCUGAAGAAAUAUCCUGUGGAUCUUUAUUACCUCGUGGAUGUUUCAGCAUCAAUGCAUGAUAAUAUAGAAAAACUAAAUUCUGUCGGGAAUGAUUUAUCUAGAAAAAUGUCACUUUUCUCCCGUGACUUCCGGCUUGGAUUUGGCUCCUAUGUUGAUAAAACAGUUUCACCAUACAUUAGCAUCCACCCAGAAAGGAUUCAUAAUCAGUGCAGUGACUAUAAUUUAGACUGCAUGCCUCCCCAUGGGUAUAUUCACGUCUUGUCUUUGACGGAGAACGUCACUGAGUUUGAAAAAGCAGUUCACAGACAGAAGAUCUCUGGAAACAUAGACACGCCGGAGGGAGGCUUUGAUGCCAUGCUUCAGGCAGCUGUCUGCGAGAGUCAUAUUGGAUGGCGAAAAGAAGCUAAAAGGUUGCUGCUGGUGAUGACGGAUCAGACAUCUCAUCUUGCUCUUGAUAGCAAAUUGGCCGGCAUUGUGGUGCCUAAUGACGGGAACUGCCAUCUGAAAAACAACGUCUACGUCAGGUCCACAAGCAUGGAACAUCCCUCACUAGGCCAACUUUCAGAAAAAUUAAUAGACCACAACAUCAAUGUCAUCUUUGCAGUUCAAGGGAAACAGUUUCAUUGGUAUAAGGAUCUUCUACCACUCUUGCCUGGCACCAUUGCUGGUCAAAUAGAAUCAAAUGCUGCAAACCUCAAUAAUUUGGUAGUAGACGCUUAUCAGAAACUGCUUUCAGAAGUGAAAAUUCAGGUGGAAAACCAGGCACAAGGUGUCUAUUUUAACAUUACAGCCAUCUGUCCAGAUGGAUCCAAAAAGCCAGGCACAGACGGAUGCAGAAACGUGACAAGCAAUGAUGAAGUUCUUUUCAAUGUCACAGUCACAAUGAAAAAAUGUGAUGUCACAGGAGGAAAAAACUAUGCCAUAAUCAAGCCUAUUGGUUUCAAUGAAACCACUAAGAUCCAUAUCCAUAGAAACUGCAGCUGUCAGUGUGAUGAUGGCAGAGACCUUAGAGCAGCAUGUGUAGAUGAAAAGUUUUCGGACGCUCACUGUUUCCAGUGUGAUGACAAUAAAUGUCAAUUGGAUGAAGCUCCGUUUCCUUCUGAGAGUUGCCAGUCCCACAGAGAUCAGCCUGUUUGCAGUGGUCGAGGAGUUUGUGUUUGUGGAAGAUGCUUAUGUCACAAAACUAAGCUUGGAAAAGUGUACGGAAAAUACUGCGAGAAGGAUGACUUUUCUUGCCCGUAUCACCACGGAAGUCUGUGUGCUGGUCAUGGAGAGUGUGAAGCUGGCAGAUGUCGGUGCUACAGUGGCUGGGAAGGGGACUGGUGCCAGUGCCCGUCAGCAUCAGCCCAACACUGCCUCAACUCGAAGGGCCAAGUGUGCAGCGGGAGAGGCACCUGUGUGUGUGGCAGAUGCCAGUGCACUGAUCCCAUGAGCAUCGGACGCUUCUGCGAGCACUGCCCCACCUGUGAUUCAGCCUGCAAUGAAAACUGGAACUGUAUGCAAUGCCUUCACCCUCAUAAUCUCUCUCAAGCUACACUUGAUCAGUGUAAAACCUCAUGUGCUGUCAUGGAACAACAUUCUAUGGACCAGACAUCAGAAUGUUUCUCCAGUCCAAGCUAUCUGAGAAUAUUCUUCAUUAUCUUUACAGUCACGUUCUUGAUCGGGUUACUUAAAGUUCUUAUCAUUAGACAGGUGAUACUGCAGUGGAACAGUAAUAGGAUUAAGGCCUCAUCAGAUUAUAGAAGUCCAGCCUCAAAAAAGGAUAAGUUGAUUCUGCAUAGUGUUUACACAAGAGCAGUAACCUACCGACGUGAGAAGCCUGAAGAAAUAAAAAUAGACAUCAGCAAAUUAAAUGCUCAUGAAAAUUUCAGGUGCAACUACUAA